Molecule: messenger RNA, 742 nt
Organism: Ipomoea triloba (trilobed morning glory)
Lineage: Eukaryota; Viridiplantae; Streptophyta; Magnoliopsida; Solanales; Convolvulaceae
Exons: 1
Coding region: 233-583 (116 amino acids)
Cellular component (GO): nucleus; cytoplasm
Source: RefSeq, a predicted model, not a curated record
UCCUAAAUAGUAGGGAGUAAUACAUAUGCAAAAAACAUAGGCCAUAUGCUCAUAUUCGCACAACAUCAACAGAAUCCUUGACCAUUGACCCAAUUUCUUCAACCCUUUAUUCCCGCUUUACCCUCCACAGCCUCAAUAAAUACUUUCCCAAUUUUUCUCUCUCCCAAACUCCUUUGAGUUUCAAUUCUCUCUUUUCUUUUUUUCUUUUUUUGAAAACUUCAAUUCUCUAUCUAUGGCGGAGAGCAACAAGUAUUUGUUAUCGGAACGACGGCAGCCCAGCCAGUUGAUGCAGCGGCGAGCGCCGUCGUCGUCGUCGAUGCAGAUAAACUGCGCCGCCGCGCAUUGGAACGCGGCGAUUCCGAUGCUAUCGCCGUUGGUUUCGUCGCUAGAGUCCAGGAAUGACCUGACGGCGGCGAUUAAUUUGUAUUCUAAUUCUAUGAAGGACGAGCUGGCUAAGAAAGAGCAGGAGAAGCCGCCGUCGCCGCCGGCGGUGUUGAAGAGAUGGCAACACCCGGCGAUGCCGUUUUGCCAAGAGCAGGUUCCUCCUUUCGUGCCGUUUGCACCGCAUAUGCUGAUCGAUUAAGUAGAGUAUCAAAUAUUUUGAUUUUUAUAUUUUUUGGUUAUAAUUUUGAUGGGUAUAUAAUACUCUGUAUGUGUUUAUAUUUUUACUACUUUACCGUUUUGUAAAUCAAAUCUCCUACCACUUCUAAUAAACAACUUAUUUUUAUUUUCUUGACUAAAA